AUGAAGCACCUCACCGCCCGAGCCGCAAUGCUCCAACCCUUCUGCUCUGACUACCUCCCCGAACCCAGCCCCAACGCCCCCCUCUUCCUCCCCGCCGACGCAAAACGCCACUGGUUCCUAGGCUACAUCUACCGCUGGCACGCCUUCAAAUCCGAAGCAAUCGAGCUUCUCAAGCACGAAAAAUGCAUCCAAGCCUUCCGCCAACUCCGGGGUUUCCAAGUCGACUUGCCACAUACUACGUCACCCUCCCCGUCCCCAUCCCCCGCUCCCGCAAGUCUAGAAUCGCACUUCAUCCGCGAAGUCCUGGAGCCCGUGGAGAAGAUCUACAACACGCUACUUACCACGCAGGCUAUGCGGGAUAUCUAUGGCGACGACAUGCCUCAGGGCAUCUGGCUCGAGAGCGGCGCACAGAAUGAGGAACUGUCUGCGAAAGGAAUUAAGCCCGCUUUUAUUGUACGUUCAAAGGCUGCGAAUGGGAAGGAUGAAGUAAGGUUACUGGGCCAUGCGGAGUAUCUAGGUGGAAGACCGGGUGCGUUGACAGCGGCGAUCAGGAAUGCGGGGAGGAAUACGUGGGGGAGUCUGCGGUGCGUGUUAGGCGACAUAGCGCGCUGGAUGCUCGAGUGCAACACGGAAUACGGGUUCCUAGUCAGCAGCGACGAGAUUAUCUUUCUUCGCUUUGCGAUUGUGUACAAGGGCAAGAAGAUGAAUGUAGCGGAACCCGGAGAACCGGAGCGGCUGGCGUUCGUGUAUACGAUGGUGGAGCCGUCUAUUAAUUACUCGGAUCCCGUCAAGCACAGUGAGAUGCUGGAUGAUACGAACAGCACUGUUACGGUUAGGAUGGCGUUGUUGUAUCUGCUGCAUACGACUGUGAUGAAGAGGUUCCAGAUGCCGGAGCAAAAGGGAAACGCUGCACAGUAUUUUCCGACGACGGAAGCGGGUAAGAAGUUUAGGUUAUAG
Bipolaris victoriae FI3 is the source of this 957-nucleotide messenger RNA. RefSeq lists its product as hypothetical. NCBI's taxonomy places the organism in Eukaryota, Fungi, Ascomycota, Dothideomycetes, Pleosporales, Pleosporaceae. The record is from RefSeq and is a predicted model, not a curated record. The transcript is spliced from 2 exons. Bases 1 to 957 code for a protein of 318 amino acids.